AUGGCAGCUUUGGAGUUUGUAGUGCUUCAGGUCAUACUGCUGUUGCUGAUGUUUUGGUCAUUUGACAAUCCAUUGGUUAUUGCAGAAGCACAGGUACCUAUAGCAAAGUAUGGAUGUCGAGAUUCUUGUGGAAAUGUUACGAUUCCAUAUCCAUUUGGUAUGGAGAAGAAGGGUUGUUACAUAGAAGAAAGGUUCAAAAUACAUUGCAACUCUACCAGUGGAGUUCCCACAAUUUCAAUCAGCGGCAUUGAUAUGGAGGUGACAAAUAUUUCUGUUGAUUACAAUACUAUUACAGUCAACUUUCCAGUUGUCUACGCAAACUGUGAAGGCAAAGAAAGUAAAAGCAGUACAGUUGUAGACUUGGAAGGAAGCCCGUUUGCUUUCUCCUCCGAAAAGAAUUACUUCAUCGCAAAGGGUUGUGAUAACGUUUCCUUAAUAACCCCGAAGAAGGAGGACUCAGCUAAUCCUUGGUGCGUGUCAUUUUGUAGCAAAAAGAGUGAUAAUGGCCCUAAUAUGUCUGGUUUCAGUAACAUCACCUGGUACCUGGACAACAUCCCCUCACCUUUAAAGGUUUUUAAUGUAACCUUUAAAGGUAUUGAUAAUAAGGGCAAAUUACGGAGCAACAACAGUAGCAGGAAAUUAGAGGAAUGCAGGUACGCCUUUUUAAUAAACCGAACAUUGGUUGAUAACUAUUGCUUUGACAUAGGAAAUCAGGUGUCUGUUCCAGCAGUGCUAGACUGGGGUAUUGUUGAACACAUAUUUCGAUCCUUUUUGAAGAGUCAAGGGUGUGAUAAUACCUCUAUGAAUACAUGUGGAGCUUCGGGUCCUCCCAUCGAUUCAAUUUCCGGCCCAAACUCAACAAUUCAAUGUUACUCCACACCCAUCGUUGAUGAUCACAAUCCUUAUCUUGAUAUUUUCUUUUGUAAAGGUAAACUCCUCAUCGCAUAA
This is a messenger RNA of Dovyalis caffra, 948 nucleotides long. The record is from the annotation of a GenBank genome assembly. Lineage: Eukaryota; Viridiplantae; Streptophyta; Magnoliopsida; Malpighiales; Salicaceae.